Protomyces lactucae-debilis is the source of this 921-nucleotide messenger RNA. RefSeq names its product WLM domain-containing protein. The transcript has 2 exons. NCBI's taxonomy places the organism in Eukaryota, Fungi, Ascomycota, Taphrinomycetes, Taphrinales, Protomycetaceae. The record is from RefSeq and is a predicted model, not a curated record. The coding region runs from base 1 to 921 and encodes 306 amino acids.
AUGCCGCUGCCACUGCGCGUUGAACGCUUUAAUGAUCAUGGGCGUCACCCAAAUAAGCUAAUUGCCUUCAUCAAGCAACGACAGACCGCGUCUCCUGCAGACCAGAAAAAAGCUCUCGACUUGCUUAAUCGCGUUGCUGCGUUUGUCUAUCCUAUCAUGAAGGCGAAUGGCCUACAAGUUACGUCCCUGGAAGAGCAUGAGUUCAAUCCCGAGUAUGCGGGCAUCAACUAUAACGCUGGUGAAUGCAUUGGACUGGUUCUACGUACAAAGUCUGGUCAAUGGAUGCCCGAGAGUUUCGUUGUGAGCGUCAUGCUACAUGAGCUUUCGCAUGUGACGAAUAUGCAUCACGCGCGGCCGUUCUGGCAGCAACUGAACAAGUAUCAAGCUGAUAGUGCUAGACUUCGCGCUAAAGGAUACACCGGCGAAGGUUUCUGGGGCCAAGGAAAUGUCCUCGGCUCAGGAGAGCUUCAAGGCCUAGGUGGUAUCGGACAAGGCGAAGACCUCCCUCGUACUAUCUGCGGAGGAUCCAGAAAACGAAGAGUCUAUCGAAGGAAGACAACGACAGGCAAGCGAAAGCGAGGAAAGCAGUUUGGUGAAGGCGGUGCCAAGUUGGGUGGCGAUACAGACUUGCGCAACAUGCUCGAUGGUGGCAAGAGCAAAGCCACUCCGCGUGUCGUCAACUCGAAGCGAGGUAAGGAGCUGAGAGCCAGUGCUGCUGAGAUGAGGUUUUCCCAGCAGGUGAGCAAGUCUGUUGACGAUCACGUCAAGAAUGAAGGCAAGGAAGAGGACGAGAGCAGUGACGAGGAAGUCACAGAGGUGUCUGCGUACACCAUGGACGAUGAAGACUCGGAGAAUAAGGAUCUACUGGAGAAGGAGAUGGCAGACUUGCUUGGCAAUAGGAAAAUGACGCAAGCUCAGUGA